GUAAUCGCAGACAUGCUACAGGACGAGAGAGUGGCAGUUUCCUCUUGACAAUAUUUGCAAGACUCGAUGCUAAUGAUAAUAUUUUUAUUCAAUCACUGUGAACAUGGACGAUGAAUGGGAAGAAGAGGAGCAACUUGUUGUGGUGGAGCUCUCCGGUAUAAUCAGUAACGACUUUCUGUCCAAGUGUCGAGGCACAUGCAAGAUACUGGACAUUGACAGUGACAGACCCAUGAUGCAGGUUGGACAGUAUGUGUUCGCAGGAGAAUAUGAAGACGCUUUGGGAACGUGUGUGCUGUUCGAGGAGGGACCACAGAGAGGACAAGGAGACAGUGCUCCAGAGCUCAAGUACAUGUGCCACACCGUGAAGAAGCUGAUGAUGCAACGAAUCUUCCUCACUGAAAAGAAAGAGGGUGAAACCAGCACAGCAGGAAGUGGUGAUGGUGACGAACAGCAAGACACAACCUCUCAGUCCAAUCAAGAAGAAAAUGACGAACAACAGGGGGAAACAAGAGAAGAGAUGGAGAGCAUAAAUUUAGACUCAGCUGUGGGUUGAGCAGUAGAUGCUUUAUUACAUUACAUUACAUUAUGACUUUGCUAUGCACCUGUACAAACACCAGCAUUUGUGAGGCUGUGAGGAGACUCUUCAAAGACAGUUAGGUGUACAGGAAAUCAGUAACAAGGAGACCUGUCAGUAGAAGUGUAGGUCUUUUACAACAUGCCUUCUCUCCACUGAGCCUCAGAAUCAGGAUAAUUUACCAUGCAACAUAAAUAUGGCAAAAUGUUACCUGAAGGAAAAAACAGGCUUUAACAAUUCAACAUGUAAAAGCAUCUCUUUCAGAUCUGCAUGGUAAGAGUCUUAGGGGCAGUAAUAGAAAUGUGGUGAGAAAAUUCAGUUUAGUGGUAGGAAGUGCAGUCAUUGUGUCGCUGAUUAAUUCAUUGACAGGAAAUUGAUAGAAAACUAUGGGAUUUGGGACUUUUGUUUGGUAUUUGACUACAAAAUACGAGGCCCACAUUUUACUUAUUUGUGAAAAACUGACUCCAUUGGCCCUAUUAUAGCAAUAGAUUCCCAACAUGGAAAGAAAUACAGUUGUUUUAUUUGUCGAUUAAAUAAAUGUGAUAUCUUUUUUUGGAACAUGUAUAUUAUACUUGUGCUUUUCUGUUUUGCCAUGUGCUUUUAUUCCCUAGAAUUGUUGCUGCACUGUUGUGGAUCGAGCAUUUGUUUACAACUCGGCUGUCACUGAGGGCUCAGAUCCCCUGUAUGAUAAGAACUGUGAAUAAAUCAAACAACAUGGAAACUGCA
Messenger RNA from Hippoglossus stenolepis (Pacific halibut), 1300 nucleotides. It is a transcript of the gene gtf3c6, whose product is annotated as general transcription factor IIIC, polypeptide 6, alpha. Gene Ontology annotation, biological process: transcription by RNA polymerase III. Gene Ontology annotation, cellular component: transcription factor TFIIIC complex. Lineage: Eukaryota; Metazoa; Chordata; Actinopteri; Pleuronectiformes; Pleuronectidae. The transcript has 6 exons. Bases 104 to 553 code for a protein of 149 amino acids. The record is from RefSeq and is a predicted model, not a curated record.